Messenger RNA from Ceratina calcarata, 7323 nucleotides. RefSeq names its product stem cell tumor (gene stet). Bases 990 to 2243 code for a protein of 417 amino acids. The record is from RefSeq and is a predicted model, not a curated record. Gene Ontology annotation, cellular component: membrane. Lineage: Eukaryota; Metazoa; Arthropoda; Insecta; Hymenoptera; Apidae. The transcript has 10 exons. Gene Ontology annotation, molecular function: calcium ion binding; serine-type endopeptidase activity.
CGUUAGACUGCUCACACAUCUCCGGUUUCCACGUGUACCUCGCGUGUGUUCGCGACGAUUCGAUUGCCAUUGGCUAUCGCGGGUUCCGCGGCAACCUGUAUUAUCGAUUGUACGCGUUCUGCGCACGUUGCUGCAGUUGCUCGUGGCACCGCCACCACCAUGACACACGCAAGUAGUUUGUGUACCGCAUUUUCGUCUUCGCGUUGACGUAACCGGUCGUGCGCUAAUUCUGCUUGAUUUCCGAUUUUCUUCUGCGAACCGCUAUCGUGCCGAUACGUAUUUCGUUGGUUAUGACAUUGCCUGUUUAACGUUGUUCCUGCUUAUACACGUUUCGCCUGACAUUUUCCGUCCGACCGCCAUAUUCAAUUUCAAAUUGUGCAUUUUGCGCAUAGGCAAAAAAGUUGGUCGGUCUGCUCGAACAACCUGCCGAUGUAAACAAGUAAACACACGACCGGCAAACUGCACAACGCGAGUUUUUGUGCCCUUGUGCUUUGACCGGAGUGUACCAGAGAAACGUUAUAAAAUCGUUUCGUACUCUUAGCGAUUUUCGAUCGAUUUUGACACUGUUUUAUCGGUACCGCGUACCCGCGAUUGAGAACCUAUAUGGCGGCAAAACGGGGAACGCGCUUCAAUUUUGUCGUCACGGUGUAAAAGUUGCAACAACUGAGCGUUUCCGCUGUUGAAAUAAUUAAAUAUACUGUAUCUGGUAGUCGUCAUACUACUAUUUUGUCUAGGAAAGACGGGUUCGCGUCGAUGUGCGGCGAGUCGCGAGUGAUUUUGUUAGAACGUGAAUAUUGUGAAGUUCAUUUUUCGCGAGAUUAUGGUGUUAUGGCUAGCAACGUUUUCGUAUGACAACCUGUUUUCCUCGUUUGUGGAUGUUCAUCCAUGGACAACUACUUCGGCAUCGUCCUAUUUGCGUUGUAAAAGGAAGCGGACGAAAGAGGGUGGAAUGAGGAGAUUUAUCCGGUGACCUCGUGCCGCGCGUGGUAAUGCUACUGGCAAGCGGUGCUUCGAUACCGACCAUCGCCGCUGCCGUCGAGGAGGAGGAAGAAUAUGCACGCAGCGAGGCGAACAGCGCACAGUACGAUGGCUAUGUUACCGAUCAUACCGAUCUUGCCUCCGAGAUUGAUAUUGACGAGUCCGAAUACAGGCGGGAGCUUCUCAACGAUAAAUGGCGAAUGCUAUUUGAUAAGUUUGAUCCCGAGGGAUUUGGCGAGAUACCGGUGGAGGAUUUUUUGGCGGCUUUGAAGAGUGCCGAAUGGAAAGCCGAGAUACCGCCGAAUAAACGAGACAUUCUUCUCACCAGAGCAAAGGAGUCGCGUGUUCAUGCGGUGACGUUCCAGGACUUCGUCAAUGUGAUGAGUGGCAAACGCACCAGGAGCUUCAAAUGCGCGGUCCACCAUCGUGACCGCGAGGUUUGCUCCGAAAACGAUUUUCACCUCCUCGUCCACGAGCCUCCUCUAUUCCACAGGAUGGUCCGCAUGAUCGGCGAUGAAUUCCUUACGGAGGAAAGGGACCGGAAAUACUACGCCGAUCAUUAUACCUGCUGCCCGCCGCCUCUCUUCAUUAUACUCAUCACCCUCGUGGAGCUGGGUUUCUUCACAUAUUAUACAGUAGCGAUGGGUGAGGUGAAUCCUUCUGGGCCCGUACCGAUCGACAGUGUCUUCAUCUACAGGCCAGAUAAACGUCUCGAGCUCUGGAGGUUCGCGUUUUAUAUGUUCCUGCACGCAGGGUGGCUUCACCUGUUAUUUAACCUGGGAGUACAGGUGGUCGUGGGACUUCCCCUGGAAAUGGUUCACGGAAGUCUGAGGAUUGCGGCGGUCUACAUGGCCGGAGUUCUUGCCGGUUCCUUGGGUACGUCUGUGUUCGAUACGGACGUCUAUCUCGUUGGGGCCAGCGGAGGCGUAUACGCCCUUCUUGCGGCACACUUAGCCAACGUCCUCCUUAAUUACAACAACAUGGAGUUCGGCAUAGUACGGUUGAUAGGCAUCUUCGUAAUCGCGAGCGCAGACGUGGGUUUCGCGAUCUACGACAGGUACGCGGCCGAGCAGAUGGGCCCGCCGGUCUCGUACGUGGCACACUUGACCGGCGCCUUGGCGGGCCUGACGAUCGGCCUCCUGGUGCUGAAGAACUUCGAGCAACGCCUCCACGAGCAGCUGCUCUGGUGGGUGGCACUCGGCGUCUACGCCGCGUGCACGAUCUUCGCGGUCAUGUACAAUCUGAUGCACCCAGACUAUCCCUGACGUGAGGUCAGCUUCGCGUACGGCCAACCGCGGAACACGUAACGCGAAGCUGACUAACGUCGAAUCGAAAAGAAGACGAGCAGGAGGAGGAAGAGGCGAAUAAAGAAACGGAAAAGAAGACGAAAGCGCGGGUGGAGUUCGCCGGAGGACGAGGAGCGGAUCUGCUUGCGGGUUUCGGAACGAGAUUGAGAAUCGAAGCCCCUGUUUCCGGCACCACGGUGGUUACGUUGCGAGAAGAUAUUGAGAUAUUUUUGUCGAAUGAGAACGUGGAACGUUGCGGUCUGAUCGAUCGAAAACGGACAGUCGACAUAUGAGCGAAACGCGAGAAGGAGACGGUGAUUGUUUUCCUCGAAUAAAUAUGAUAUUACGACUGGAAAACUUGAAGAAGAGUUUGAUUGACUGAGGAAGAGGCAAAAGUGACGCAACGUCGGAUAACUUGUAAACGAAUUAAUAUUAAAGAAAGAUAUUUAAUAGUCGUAACAGAAAGAACAGAGAAAACUAAUUUUCUAGUUGCUGGCUCUCGCAUAAAAUAGGAUACCUGGGAGUUGAUUAAAAUUCGAUGGAAGACGAAGAAUCGAUAUUUCAGCUAUUUUCGUGAAACGUAGUCACCGAUACAAAGUAAACGAGAAGUAGACGUCCCAUGACGCGUGAUAAUACUCUCUUUCAGUAUUUCAUCGACAGAGUAUUACUACUGGGAAUUAUAUGUAUAAUUUUUCGAAAAGGAUCUGGGGAGUAGGAGAAUUUCAAAUAACAAAAAUAGCACAAGAAUAAAUGGACAAGACGAAGGUUCAGUCGCAUCGGAAGAAUAAAUUUCAUUCUCACGUCGAUUCCUUGCAUUUUCCUCGCGUUUUAACGUAACAAGAUCAUUCUCGGACAAAAGAGCAAAGUCAAAGGAAGCGAAAGCCAAAAAGAAGAGAUCCUGAUCCUAGCUGGCCAGCGCGCGCUAACAUUUUUCUACUUUUCCCGGUGAGAAACCAAAGAUUCGAGAUACCUUGGGGAAUCGAUUUUCGGGACCCAAACGUCGUACGAUGCACGAGGAUCGAGGAACGCGCGCGGGCACCGAAGGUCGUCGAGCAACGGUGACGAAGAGAGAAGAAACGCUGUAAGAAACCACGAGGCGGGACGCGUUUCUCUCACUCCCGGUCUCGUGCGUUUUUCAGACGCAAGUAAACCAAAGAGUCUCACCGAACCUCCUGCUUUGUCCCUUUCAAUUUCAUCCUCCGAACGGACGACACGACGCGGCCGAGGGGACGGAAAUAGAGGCAAGAUGUUCCGGAAAUCCUUCGCGGUGUCGGGGAAACAGGAUGUCCAGAUACAUCACAUUACACGGGGAUCGAUCGAUCCCUGUUUCCCUGGUCAGAAGAACAGUUUCGCCGUAGAGAACCGAAGAAGAAUGAUCGUUCGCAAAUUCCGUCGAACCGACGGAGAGAGCUGCUGUAGGAAAUCGAGCGGGAUGUCGCGCAGAUCUCGAGGAGAUUGAAGGAUCGAACAUCUGCUGCUAGCGAUUCUCCGUCGCACUGAUUUGCCUCCAUUUUUUUAAGAAAGAUUUAUAUUAAAAAUUGUACGAUUGCCCGUCCGUCUCAAGAUUGAAUAACGAGAUUUUGUUACGUUCGAAUCCCUCGACAAUCGAAUUUCACCAAAUACAUUUCCGCUACUUCGUAUUAUUUCACCACGGGUAUAGAAUACAAUCUUCGAUGAGAGGUUCCCGUUUAAAUUACUAAAGAAUAAUAUUAAUGGAAAGAGAUAAUCGAUGAAGAAUCGUUGAACAAGAGUCGGUCACAAUGAGACAUUAAUGAAAGUAACUAUGUCAAUAAGACUAUCGUUGAAGGUACAGCCAUCGGUGGAGUAUUUGACGAUCGGACGGGCAAGAUUAUUUAAUGAAAUCCUUAAAGCGAUGAGAAAUGGCUUUCGAGCAGUGAAGCGAGAAAGGUGAUCCGCGCGCGAGUUACCUCUGAUCGUUUUCAGGGCAUUCGCCUAAUUGCCACACUAUACGCAAUGGUUGUAAGUUUCACAGCUUUUCUUUUGUAAUCGUCGAUCGUCGCGCGAAUCGCGCCCUAAUGUAUACCACUGUAAAUAAUUCUGUACAUAAAAUCAUGGCGCGUGUGUCAGUGUGUGCUCGUGAAGACUGUGCGAAGAUAAUAUUAUGUAAAGUGAGAAAAGCGCGUGGCCGUGCGGUCUAGUCUAACAGGUAAUCACGGGAAUGCUUGAAUACUCGUAUAAGAGAGAAGAUAAAGGUAGAGAGAAACGAGACAAAAGUAUUUUACAUUCGCAGUGUAUCGCUGAAUUAUUUUCUCUCUAGAACGCGGUUGUUCUGUGUGUUCUCGAUCCCUGUUCCCCUUAUCUCGGUACAGCGAUAGGACACAGUUUGUCCCGGCAAAAUCCUAGGUAAUUGGCUUAAUUAUUUAAGUAAUUGGGUUCGUCGCGAGAAGGCUCCUUCUAUUUAAUGGUAUUGCGAAAGGGUCGGUGAUAUUGACCUCCUCAGAUCCAUUCUGUUCGUCGAUCUAAAGAUCUCAAUGAAUCCCAACAAAAGAAAUUAAAUAACACUCGAUAUCUAUGAACGUCAUUGAUCUGCGAUUAGAGUAAGACAGUCUUUCUCCAUAGAUUCUCAGUUAUUUCUUACUGCCAAGAGUAGAGAUUAGUAAAUCAUGAUUUAUGUUCGGAGAAUAGGUUUCAUUUCUCACGCGGUGAGUUUGUUGAAAAUCUUCGGAGCGAGUAACAAAUUAUUUCUCUCCUUUGAUUUUGCGAGAGGAAGGAAGGGAGGAGGGGGAGGAAAUUCUUACCAAAAAGCCGAUGGCGAAAAGGCGAACGAGUUCAAACCGAGAGUGAUUAACGAUGCUAGUCAAUUAGUAGGGGCUGAAGGCAGCUACGGCGUUAAGACAUUGCGAAGGAAGAAAUUUUUUUUUGUUCCGAGGGGCGAGAAGUGACUCGUAACUUAAAUUCGUAUGAGAACACGAUCUUUGUUUGUCGACGAUUGCCAUCGUCGUUGCGUGAUUCAUGAUGAAUCUCUAAAUUACUUUAGUGGUGAAUUUCACCAAAAACAUGUAUUAAUACUCAUACGUGGCUGAGACUUGCAGCGACUGUCACAAACUUCCUUCUGGAAUCUCACUUAACGUAUCAGUUUAUUGGUUCUUUUGUAUCACUUUAGUAAUUAACGAGACUUGUAUAAUUUAGCAAUUUUUCAAUCGGGAGCCCAAUCCAUACAUAUUUAUUUAAGAAAGAGCGCCACGCCUUUGGUACGCGUUAAUUAAAAGCGAUUAAAACAGUCAGACUGUUAGAUGCGACGAACUUUAAUUCACAGCGUGAUUAAACGAGAUCCAAUACGAAUUACAUUCGUUCAGUUCUUCGCGCGAACUAGAAGCGAUAUGUAAAGACGUGUUCAAGCUUACAGUAUCGGCGACAGCAAUUGCUGGAUUUAAUCGUUUCUCUCUCGAGAUUACAGGAUAUGUACCUAAAAAGGGAGAACUUCGACGAGUACAUUUUAUUAUAUUUUGCACCUCUUAUUUAUUUAUUUAUUUAAUUUAUUAACCGACAACCGUGCGAAACGAACGCUCGAACGGGUGCUUUGAAAUCGUUCUAUGAAACUCGAUGUGAAUCUGAUCCUAUUACGAUACAAUCAAUCCUUAAGCUGUUUACCCAGACUAUACGACAUUGUUAUAAAGAUUUCAUAGUUUACUGGUUUUUCGAUUCCAUUCUGAGGACGAUUUCUGUGAUUAUAGAAGAGGCAUCGACGAAAACGUAGGACGAUUUCAAGGUAACCCGAUGAGGAACAAUUUGGCUCGAUAUCGAUAGAAUUCGCGUUCUCGCCAGCAGGGAUCCGUUUUCAUCGGGUUCUCGACAUUUCAGCGGCUUCGAAAUUCGCGUAGCUCGCAAUUCUCGUGGCAGUGGCACCCCGCGCCCAGCGAGACCACACAUAUAGGUGUACAAUGGACGUAUUAAUUCUUGUUUAAUUCCUAUUAUACAGCGGGUGGGCAUUGUUUGCCUGGAAUUCUGCUUUUAAUUGACGCAGUUCCACCACUACCGUUCGAGUGUCUGUUUCUGAAUAGCGAAGAGAUAACGCGCGUUCGCGUGAUCGUCGGGACACGAAUAUUCAUUCGAACUGUCCGUGAUAAUGUAUCAGACAUCGCCCCUAAGAAUUCGCGUGUCUCCGUACCACUGAGAAACGUGACCAGAUCAAAUUCAGUUAAUACCAAUUUAAAUUCAUGUUAAUAUCAGUUUAUCAGAUUUCAUCUUUUCCGUUCCUGCAAUUCCACGCGAACUAGCUUUAUCUCUGUGCAUUGAAAUAUUUAAACGUUCAUCGCUCGAUACUAUUUUGUAACAUCGAGGGAUGCAACUCUCACGUAGUGUACCUAUUGUUUUUUUGGCUAAUUCGUCUAGUCGGAGGAACGGUUCUCGUCAAAUUGUUCACACUAAUCCCUCCCCUUGUCCAUAAAAUUGUUUAACAAGUUCGUCCGAGAGAUUUGCCCGUCGUAUUAAUGUUUGCGGGCGCAGACGUAGAGCAAAGGGAUUCGAGCGAGUGAAAAGCAGGCCCGAUGUAAUUUUCAUAACACCACAUCCUUUCUUUCGUUAUUUAUUUAUUUAUAGAUACCAUUGAUAUACGAACACACGCGUGUACGUGCGGUCAGUCAUGAGACAAACAUUCACAAAGCCAAAGAGGCGGAGCUAGUAAAAAAAGAGAGAAAGGAACGCGUGAAAGAUAUCUUUCCGUGCGAUUGUAACUGAUAUUAUCGUUACUGUAGUUGUUACUUAUUAUUAUUAUAUUAUUAAUAUAUUAUUAUUAUUAUUAUUAAUUAUUAUCAGCGAUUCAUUCUUAUUGUUCUCAUCGUUCGAUGGACCUCGCAAGUCUUGUUCUCGUCGAAUGUGUUUGUUGGUCGGCUCGUCUCGUCGCAGUUCAUUUGUUUGUAUCACCGUACCUACUAUACCUAUGUAAGAUUUAUCGUGGUUGGAUUCGUCAUGCUACGAAUCCAAUUCUAAAUGAAAGACAAAGAAUUUUUUGUAAAUUGUAUAAAAAAAAACAAGUAGCAAAAGUUGUAAGAGGAACGCGAGAAGUAAUGCGGAAAAUAAAAUUUUUGUGAACAACCAA